Phytophthora nicotianae INRA-310 is the source of this 1416-nucleotide messenger RNA. RefSeq lists its product as hypothetical. Bases 1 to 1416 code for a protein of 471 amino acids. Gene Ontology annotation, biological process: mitochondrial large ribosomal subunit assembly. The record is from RefSeq and is a predicted model, not a curated record. NCBI's taxonomy places the organism in Eukaryota, Oomycota, Peronosporomycetes, Peronosporales, Peronosporaceae. Gene Ontology annotation, cellular component: mitochondrion. Gene Ontology annotation, molecular function: nucleic acid binding; ATP binding. The transcript is spliced from 2 exons.
AUGCUCGCGCUGCGUCGUCGUCUACGUGGGGCGUCCGUCGCUCGUGCAGCCCGUACCGCCUUCAGCCUCUCGCAGCAGCAUCCAGAGCCUCUUGGCAUCCCCACCGCGCGUUUCUUCCAGUCGUUGGGGCUCAGCACUGCGCUCUCCGACCGAUUGACACAAUUGGAACUGACAACCCCCACGUCCGCCCAGCGCAAGGCCAUUCCGCGCAUUCUAGCAGGCGAUGACGUAGUGGUAGCAGCCGAGACUGGAGGCGGCAAGACGCUGGCCUUCCUGCUGCCUGUAAUAGAGCAGAUCCGCCGUAACCCGCUGCCUCCAAGCGAAAUGCGCCUACCGACCGCAUUGAUGCUCACGACGUCACAGGAACUCGUGCGACAACUGGCCAACGUGCUGCAUCAAGUGGAUCCGGAGCUCGCACAGCUUACCGUGAGCUUGUCGUCUUCAAGACAGACACUUGGACACGGUAGCCGAUCGUGUCCACUCGUUCUCGCCACACCCAGUGCUUUGCUACGUGCCACUAAACCCAGAGACUUUGCCUUCACACAGACAGUCGUGGUGGACGAGGCCGACAUGUUACUGAGUGGCGGCUUCGAGAAGGAGACUAAGCAGAUCCUGGCCACGAUCCGGAAUCAACCGCUACUACGAGCGGAGCUUAACAAUGACGAGCAUAAAGACAGAGACUACGGCGAGAAAGACUUCUCUGUAAACCAAACCCAGACCAUUUUCAGUGCUGCGACCAUCCCAGACUACGGCAAGCGCUCAGUGCGCCACUAUAUUGACUACAAGUUCCCGUCCGCCGUCUUCGCUAUUACCGAGGGUUUCCAUCGGACGCUACCAAAACUGACAAUGCACACGCAUAACCUGCAAGAAUUUACGACAACCGAUGACUUCAUGGACGAGCAACACGCUCGCUGUGAACUCUUGUACCGGAUUUUAACGUCUGGAAGUGGUAAAAAGACGCUGGUGUUCACCAACUCGAUCGCCAGUGCCGACGCGCUGUUCGACUUCUUGGCAAAUGACAAGGAAAUGACAAAUUGCGCUCUGUUUCACAAAGAAGUGGCUCGUCCAGAGCGUCAGAGGCUCUUGAAGCGACUGGAUAGCGACCAAGACGCUGACAAAGACCUCGUCGUUAUUUGCACCGACAUCGCAGCACGCGGCCUAGACACCACGAAAGUGGGUGACGUAGUGCAGUUCGAGUUUGCCAGCGACGUGGUGAGUUAUCUGCACCGUAUCGGCCGCACGGGGCGGGCAGGCACAGCAGGGACCGUAACCAGCAUCGAAUCCUCUGAAAACAGCCUCGUGCUGGACAAAAUCCGCGAGGCCGGAGCGUCUACGCUUCAGAACGCCUUCAGUCGUAAGCGCAGUCUCCGAAAGAAGUUCAAAAAGGCGACUACUAGAUCACGUGCCUCUGAAUAG